UGGAGGGGUGGGAUAGAACACAUGAAUCAUCUUGGAACACUGAAGACACUGAAGAAAGCUGUAGAAAACCUGCUUAUAUUCUGAGCUACUCCCUGACCGACGAAUGGAGAACUACACGUACCCUAACCACGUUCUCCUCCUGGAGGGGUUAAAGGUCACACAACAGUCCUCGUACCCUGCCUUCAUCCUCUUCCUCAUUAUCUACAUCUUCACAAUGGUAGCCAACAUCGGACUCAUAUCAUUGAUCUCCAUGGAGAGGAGCCUGCACCAGCCCAUGUACAUCCUCUUCUGCAACCUGCCUCUUAAUGACAUAGUUGGUGCUACAGUGAUGAUACCUCGUCUGUUAUGGGACAUUUUGACCACAGCUCCUGAGCGAUAUAUCACUUACAUAGAGUGUGUCAUUCAGGCUUUCUAUACUCAUGUUUAUGCUACAACAUCACACACCGUUCUCAUGAUCAUGGCCUUUGACAGGUAUGUAGCCAUCUGCAACCCCCUGCGGUACGCUACCAUCAUGACAAACAAAAUGGUUAUCAGGUUGUCUAUGUCUGCCUGGGGGGUGGCCAUAGUCUUAGUGGGGAUUUUGCUGGGCCUCACCAUCCGCCUGUCACGCUGCAGGUCUAACAUAUUUAACCCUUACUGCGACAACGCCUCCUUAUUCAAGCUCUCCUGUGAGAGUGUGUUCAUAAAUAACAUAUAUGGCUUAAUCUUUACUGUUGUGCUGUUUGUCUCGUCCAUAGGCAGCAUCAGUCUCACCUAUCUCAAGAUCGCCAUUGUAUGUCUGAGCAGUAAAAACAGCUCUUUAAACAGCAAGGCCCUGACAACCUGCAGCACCCACUUACUGGUCUAUCUCAUCGUGCUGGGAUGUGGGUUUACCAUUAUCGUCCUCCACCGCUUCCCAGCCUUUACAGACCUGCGCAAAUUGAGCAGUGUUCUGGGUAGUGUGGUCCCUACUUGUCUCAACCCCAUAAUAUAUGGUUUACAGACUAAAGAGAUUAAACAGAGGAUCUUUAGAGUGUUUCACAGAGCCAAGGUGGCUGCAUAAUGUGUUAAUCUGACAUAUGAUGAGAACUGUGUGUGGCAUUCAUGAAACAAGGGUGGGGUGUCUUCUCAGCCAUCAGCUGAGGGACCAGUUCUCUUGAAUUGUAUGCUAAAAUGAAUUGAAAACCAUGAUUUCUACAGUGAUAUUCCACAUUAAAAAUAUGUUUUAAAAUGUAUAACAUACAGCAACCCUUGUAUGUGUUAGUACUACUGACAAAUGUCCUCAUUCCUGCUCUAAAGCAAAUAUAAAACUAGGAAGAGCUCAAUGUGGUUUUCAAAUUGACAUUUAUUUUUAUCUGGUGCAAGGUUUUUGGGGAGUGUUCCAUGAAUCAUUUAUAGAUUAAAUGUCCACAUGCAAACCAUCAUACACGAGUAUUACUUUCAAUUAUUCCAUCAAGAGGUCUUUCUUGUUGUGCAAAGUUUUAUUUUAAUUUGUGACGCUUACAGAAAAGGCAGAGGCACAAAAAUGAAAUGUGUGGAUACUUUAUUUUACAGUGUGCUAUUUCCCUGAUAUUUAGAAAGAACAUUGUCAGAUUGUAAGGUACACAAGAAAUCACCUAAUGAUUACUCUUUGGUUUCUUUUAGAUGAAUUCAAAACAUGUAUCAUUACAAAACAUAUAGUACUGUAUCUGGUAGUCUGUACAAUGCAAAUUAACAGGAAUGUACAGUUGUUAUUAUUUUUGUGUUCCUUAUCAAUAAACUAUUAAAUCAAAUGUA
This is a messenger RNA of Oncorhynchus gorbuscha (pink salmon), 1755 nucleotides long. Its product is annotated as olfactory receptor 52N5-like. Gene Ontology annotation, cellular component: membrane. Gene Ontology annotation, biological process: G protein-coupled receptor signaling pathway. The transcript has 2 exons. The coding region runs from base 104 to 1042 and encodes 312 amino acids. The record is from RefSeq and is a predicted model, not a curated record. Gene Ontology annotation, molecular function: olfactory receptor activity; G protein-coupled receptor activity. Lineage: Eukaryota; Metazoa; Chordata; Actinopteri; Salmoniformes; Salmonidae.